GUUCUGAUGCUUCUCAAGAUAAUACAAACUCUUCUAUGAUCUAUUUAAAAGAAGAUGAUAAAAAUAAUAUUAAUGAAGCCUAUAGAAAAAAGAAGAAAAUAAAUGAUUCUCAAGCAGAAAGUUCUAAAACUUCUAAAGCUAAAAAGAAAAGAAAUCCUCUACAAGGUUCAAGAUUUCAUAAACUAAUGAUUAGUAAAGAUGUAUCAAAAUAUUCAAUUGUUGAAGACUUACAACAAAUCAAAGCAAAUAUCUCUAUUGCUCAACUUGCUGCUGAAAACCCCAAAUACUUAAGAGAAUUAAUUUUCAUUGAAUUUAGACAUAUUACUAGAAUUCCAAAAGUUGAAGCUAUAUCUAAAGAAAAAACAAAAGAAGAAAGCUUUGAUAAAAGUGAAAGUGAAUAUGAAUUCUUAAGUGAAUCUGAUGAAUCUACUAAAUAUGAAGACAAACAACUUGAAGAAAGAAUCUAUACUCUUAAUCUUUGGCAAGAAAUUGAAAAAGAAAACUUAAAACAGAUGUGCCUAUACUAUUCUUUUAACCUUUCUCCUAAACUUAAUGUUAGAGAAUUGGAUGAAAAACAACAAAAAGAAUUUUAUAAUCUUGUUAAUGAAUAUAUUGAUAUCUUUGCUCAAAAUGAUUCUGAUCUAGGAAGAAAUAAUAAAAUUCAAUAUGAAAUCAAA
Racocetra fulgida is the source of this 677-nucleotide messenger RNA. The record is from the annotation of a GenBank genome assembly. NCBI's taxonomy places the organism in Eukaryota, Fungi, Glomeromycota, Glomeromycetes, Diversisporales, Gigasporaceae.